AUGCAGACUGCUUCUACAAACAUUUGUGAAAGAAUGGAUCGCUCUCAGGAGCUCAGCGAAUUCAAGCGUGGUACCGUGAUAGGUUGCCACCUGUGCAAUAAGUCCAUCCGUAAAAUUUCCUUGCUAUUAAACAUUCCACAGUCAAUUAUUAGUGGUAUUAUAACAAAAUGGAAACAACUGGGAACAACAGCAACUCAGCCACGAAGUGAGUGGGGGGUCAGCGCAUGCUGAAGCGCACACUGUGCAGAAAUCACCAACUGGCUGCAGGGUCAAUAGCUAAAGGCUUCCAAAUUUUGUGUGGCCUUCAGAUUAGCACAACAACAGCGUGUAGAAAGCUUCAUGGAAUGGGUUUCUAUUGCCAA
Messenger RNA from Staurois parvus, 362 nucleotides. Lineage: Eukaryota; Metazoa; Chordata; Amphibia; Anura; Ranidae. The record is from the annotation of a GenBank genome assembly.